Molecule: messenger RNA, 3696 nt
Organism: Closterium sp. NIES-65
Lineage: Eukaryota; Viridiplantae; Streptophyta; Zygnematophyceae; Desmidiales; Closteriaceae
Source: the annotation of a GenBank genome assembly
AUGCAGGAGGAGCAGCAGGGGGACACGGUCGUCCCACUCUGUCCUGUCCCCCAGACCCACCCCUCCCUCCACCUCCUGCUCUCCACUAAUCCCCCCACCCCCCCCCAACACUCGUGCUCGCACACACGCCGUCAGACAUCUUCCUACCGCACAUGCAGGAGGAGCAGGAGUGGACACACAGUGAGUCCGCGUGCUCUCACCUUCCCUAUUCCCUCACCCCUCCCCCCGUCAGACAUCUUCCUACCGCACAUGCAGGAGGAGCAGGAGGUGGACACAGUGGUGUCCAUCAUGUACCCCUUUGAAGGAGACAACCCACCUCCCCCGGUAACCACCUCCCUCCUCUUUCGUUUGCCCUUGGGACACACUCUCUUACACUCUCUGUCUCGCACACUCUUGCCCACCCCCUGGCAGCUGCUGGCGGAGUAUGACUGGGAGAUGGACGAGUACGAGGAGUUCACAGACAACCUGGUCAAGGACGAGUCGCUACCAGAAGCGGAGAAGGCCAAGUUCAUUGAGUAUGUGAAGAAAGAGGUGAAAGAGGCCAAGCUUAAGGCAAAGAAGGAGCGGGAGGAGCGCAAGAAGGCGAUAGAGGACAUGGGGGAGGAGCGCCUGGAGGCGCUCAAGAACCUCAAAUUCCUCAAGUUCUACCCCAAACAGACAUUCGUCGCGGUGCUGGUGGCCGUUGUCUACGCAGACCACGACGACCCGGAAUUAACCAACACCUUCACGGCGAAGCUGAUUGGCGCCAACGAGGUUCCCAAGAAUGACUCCGAAGCUGCCAGGAAGGCCGUAGGUGACAAAAGCGGCGUGGUGCAAAUGAAGCUCGACUUCUACAAGAAGGAGGGCAACCUGAUGUGGGUGGAGUACUCAGUGAAGGCGUCGAAGUUGGAGGGCGAGAUGCCGCCCACCAAGACGCACAUCCACCCGGGGAAGAAGGGCGAGAACAACCCCGUGCUGCUGGACCUGCCCUGCAAGUACAAGCAGACCAGCGCCUCCGAGUGGCUCUGUGAGGGCGCCAUGUGGGAGGACAAGUGGCUCUCGAAAUCGGAGGUGGCGAUUUUCACCAAGAUCGGAAAGCACCCCACAGCGUUCUACGGGAAUAUCCACACCAAGAAGUACCCCGAUGGCGCCGCGCGCAGCGGGCUCGUUACCGUGCGGUGGGAGGCGCACAUGGCGGCCGUGCAGCGCGACUUGCGGCGCGUCCGACGCGGGAACAGGCGGCUGCAGAGCGGCGACGACGAGGAGGAGGUCGUGUUCGGACUCGUCGGCAACGCGGACCCGCAGAUAGCAGGUCUGUACUUUGCGUCGGUGGCGUUGGGCUCCCCCCCGCAGUUGUUCAACGUGCAGGUGGACACGGGCAGCGACUUGCUCUGGGUUGCGUGCCAGCCGUGCCUCAAAUGCGCCACGCGCUCGCAAGUCGCGCCGUUGAGCCCGCCGUUCAACGCGUCGCAAUCCUCCUCCAAUCACCUCCUCCCGUGCGCGACGCGACAGUGUCCGCGCUACCACCUCUCCGACAACGUCCUGCGCGGCUGCCCGUCGCCGGCUGUCGCGACGGCGGCCGCCGUGCCGGCCUCCACGUGUCUGUACAUGCUGCGCUACGCGGACGGCAGCGCGUCGGUCGGCGUGCUCAUGCGCGACGUGCUGCACCUGCCGUGGACACCCAGCGAGCAACCCGUGGGACCCGGGGGGGGUGGGACAGGAGAAAGUGGGCCCGAGGGGAAUGGGAGAAGCGGGGACUUACCGUCGACCGCCAGCGAGCCCUUGGGAGGGGGAGGGGGGGGAGUGGCUGGGGUGGCGAGGACGAGUGGUAACCAGGUGCCUGGCGAGAGUAACGAGAGUAGCGAGAGUAGUAACCUCAACAUUGUGGAGCCGCGGAGAAUUGGGCAGGAAGUGGCGGCUCAACGCGCGGCCCCAGCGAGCGGUGGCGGCGGGGCUGUUGAUAACGCGGAUGAAGGACAGAGAAGCAGCACGGCUGCUUAUAGCGGGGAUGAAACUCAGGGAAGCAGCGCGAACGCGUCCGCGAACGGCACCAAGUACCGGCCGGUCGUGACGUUCGGGUGCGGGUUCAACCAGUCCGGCAAUCUUUUAGACGGCCCGCUGACGGUCGACGGCGUGAUGGGGCUGGGCCGUGGCGCGUCGUCGCUGCUGGCGCAGCUCGGCGCGCAGCACGCGCUGCCGCACGCGUUCGCGCACUGCCUGGGCGGGCCGGAGGGCGGCGGCGCGCUUUUUCUCGGGCGCGUGUCGUCCGCGGGCGCGCUGAGCGGCGUGCGGGGCGUGUGGCAGCAAACGGCGCUGUGGGACAAACCCGACAGCACGCAGUGCAUGAUCGCCCUGGCAGGCAUAGCCAUCGCUGGUCACGCACGCGUACGCAAUCGGCUGGGCAAUUCAUCGUCAUCCCCUGGCAGCUGUCUCCUCCAUCCCCUCGGCACCCGUAUCACCCUCUCUCCCUUCCUCUCCCCUUUCCCCUCCGCUCUCUCCCCCGUCUCGCAUUGCAGCACACAAUACAUGAUCGGCCUGGCAGGCAUCGCCGUCGCUGGUGUGCCCAUUGCGUGGCAACCCACAGUCGUCGCUGCCAUCCCUUCUUCUGCCGCUGCUGCUGCUGCUGCCGCCCAAACCACCUCCUCGCUUGCUGCGCCAGCAGGCAAUGCCACAGGCUCGGCAGCGGCAGGGAUGGUGCCGUGCGUUACCAGUAGAGAGAUGGACGCGCGCCGUGCGUCCUUGCUCUGCGACUUGCAGGUUGACUCGGAAUCGUUUGAGAAUCCUCAGAAUGAACAACUGUGCACCACUGCACCAUGGCUGCUCCCUCUGUGGGCACUGCUUGCCUGCUCACUCAUCGCCUCGACGCUCUUCCUUCCCCCUACCCCCGAUGCCUUCUCCCCUUCCUCCUGCCCCCUUGCCUUUUUCCCCGCCCCCUUACCUUGCCCCUUUCCCCGCCCCCUUACCUUGCCUUUUUCCCCGCCCCCUUACCUUGCCUUUUUCCCUGCCCCCUUACCUUGCCUCUUUCCCCGCCCCCUUACCUUGCCUCUUUCCACGCCCCCUUACCUUGCCUCUUUCCACGCCCCCUUACCUUGCCUCUUUCCACGCCCCCUUACCUUGCCUCUUUCCCCGCCCCCUUCCCCCCAUGCCCCCCCCCCCCCCGACCCUUUACCGUUCCGCCAGUUGGUGCAAGCCAUGCUGGUGCAAGCCAUCGACUUGCCGCUGCUCGCCUUCGCGCAGACAGAGGGCCACUUCUGCUACAACCUGGGCGACGGCCGGCUCCCCUGGCCCCGCGCGCGCUACCUGUUCCCGGACCUGACUCUGACGUUCGGCACUGGGGCUCGCAUGGUGCUGCCGCCCGAAAACUACAUCCUGCUGCUCGCCACCACUGCUGUACGCUCGGGACUGGGGCUUCGAGGCGCGCUGCACUGCGUGGUUGUGAGACGUCUCAGAGCGCCGGCCCCGACUCCUCCCUCGCCCCUCCGCCCGCUCAUUCCCCUCCUGUCAACCCUCACCCCUUUUCUCCUCCCCCUCCAGGGCUUCGAGGUGCCAUGCAUUGCGUGGCAGAGCGCCGGCCCCGACUCCUCCCUCGCUGUGCUGGGCGACCUAGCGCUGCGCAAUCUGCUGGUGGAGUUUGACGUGGAGGCCAACACCGUUCGCUGGCUGCCCUCCCAGUGUGAGCUCUCCGCUCCCCUCCCACUGUGGCCUCACCCCGAGUAA